ACCACUAGAGGGCGAUAACACGCCAGCUCGCAUUUACACUGCCGCAAACCACCAACGAAGAAGAAGAAGGGCCGAGCGGUGGAGGGGGAGGGAGCACAGAAGGAAGCGGUUCCUGCUUCUUAGCUGUUGUUGGUGUCAUCUUAGUCGAAAUUACAGGAUGGCACAGUGGGGGGCCAUAUUCUCAAUAAUUGCUGCGCUUGGAGGAGCGGCACUCUUAACCUCUGUGCACAAGAUUGAAGAAGGACACACCGGAGUUUACUAUAGAGGAGGGGCUCUCCUGACUACCACCAGUGGCCCUGGCUUCCAUCUCAUGCUUCCGUUCAUUACCACAUACAAGUCUGUUCAGACGACGCUGCAGACAGACGAAGUAAAGAAUGUACCGUGUGGCACAAGCGGGGGAGUUAUGAUUUACUUCGACCGCAUAGAGGUGGUAAACUAUCUCAUUCCAUCAGCAGUCUACGACAUAGUGAGGAACUUCACAGCCGACUACGACAAAGCGUUGAUAUUCAACAAGGUUCACCACGAACUCAACCAGUUCUGCAGCGUUCACUCACUGCAGGAGGUCUACAUUGGCUUGUUUGACCAAAUUGAUGAAAACCUGAAGUUGACGCUACAAGAGGAUCUGACAUCCAUGGCACCCGGACUCAUCAUUCAGGCUGUCCGUGUCACAAAACCAAACAUCCCAGAGAGCAUUCGCAGGAACUAUGAGCUCAUGGAGAGUGAGAAGACAAAGCUGCUGAUCUCUCAACAGACACAGAAGGUCGUGGAGAAGGAGGCAGAGACAGAAAGGAUCAAAGCUGUGAUAGAGGCAGAGAAAGUGGCACAAGUGGCAGAGAUCAAGUUUGGACAGAAGGUCAUGGAGAAGGAAACUGAAAAGAAGAUCUCCGAGAUAGAAGACAGCGCUUUCCUGGCCCGGCAGAAAGCCAAAGCAGAUGCAGAGUUCUACACAGCGCUGAGAACAGCCGAGGCCAAUAAGCUAAAGUUAACACCAGAGUACCUGCAGCUAAUGAAAUACAAGGCCAUCGCCGCGAACAGUAAAAUCUACUUCGGCAACGACAUACCUCAGAUGUUUGUUGACUCUGGCUCUGCGGACAGCCCCAUCAAGGCCUCUGUAGCCAUGGACAUUGUUGGGUUCCCAGCCUGUACCGCAGCAUCCACCAGCAGCACCACCAGCACCACAUCCCCUUCGCCCUGACAGCCCAGGAUGCCAGCUGUGCCGAGCUGCUGUCUCUGCUGCUGCUGGCCCUGAGCAGCUCCUGGCUCGUGGGCGCCCACCCCCUGAGCGAGGUCGUCUUCCACCUCCUCAACAGCUGGCUGGCGGUGGAGGACCACUGUGGCUACAAC
Betta splendens (Siamese fighting fish) is the source of this 1344-nucleotide messenger RNA. It is a transcript of the gene erlin2, whose product is annotated as ER lipid raft associated 2. Lineage: Eukaryota; Metazoa; Chordata; Actinopteri; Anabantiformes; Osphronemidae. Gene Ontology annotation, biological process: SREBP signaling pathway. Gene Ontology annotation, cellular component: endoplasmic reticulum membrane; endoplasmic reticulum. Bases 158 to 1195 code for a protein of 345 amino acids. Gene Ontology annotation, molecular function: cholesterol binding; ubiquitin protein ligase binding. The record is from RefSeq and is a predicted model, not a curated record. The transcript has 13 exons.